Molecule: messenger RNA, 3228 nt
Organism: Stegodyphus dumicola
Lineage: Eukaryota; Metazoa; Arthropoda; Arachnida; Araneae; Eresidae
Product: cytochrome P450 18a1-like
Biological process (GO): xenobiotic metabolic process
Cellular component (GO): cytoplasm; intracellular membrane-bounded organelle
Molecular function (GO): oxidoreductase activity, acting on paired donors, with incorporation or reduction of molecular oxygen, reduced flavin or flavoprotein as one donor, and incorporation of one atom of oxygen; iron ion binding; heme binding
Source: RefSeq, a predicted model, not a curated record
GCUAUAGCAUCUACUGAGAAGGGUAUCAAAGCUCAACAUUCUUUCUCUUAAUCAGAAAAAUACUUGAUAUCGAAGCUCAAAUGGCGUUUCUAUACAGAGAAAAAUGGCUCUAGAACAGUAUGUUUAUAACCCCUUAUUAGUAGGUGUUAUAGUUUUAAUUUUUACAUGGCUGAUUAUUUACUUUUGGAAUAAUAAUCGAAAGCUUCCUCCAGGACCUUGGGGAUUACCAUUCAUUGGUUAUUACCCAUAUAUCUCCGACAGGCCACACGAAGACUUUUUUAAACUAAGUAAAAAAUAUGGGAAUGUAUUUAGCUUUCGCACACUCGGAGGAAGGUUGAUCAUCAUUCUGAAUGGCACAAAAGUCAUUAAGGAGGUUUUGAUUAAUAGAGCGGAUGAAUUUAUUGGAAGACCUUAUGGAAACAAUGUAAUAACUUUGAUGUCCGAUGGAAUUGGAAUUACUCAAGAGGAUGGUAUACCUUGGAAAGAACAGAGACGUUUUUUCAUGCACAAUCUGAAGAAUUUCGGCGUCGGCAAAGCAGAAAUGGAAAAUCAUAUUGCAGAUGAAGUCCAGAGCAUGUUAAAAAUCCUUCGUAAGAACACUGGAAGGUCUACUGAGAUACUAGCUCAUUUGGCUUAUGCCACAAACAGCUUCGUUUCUCAGAUUUUAUUCAGCACAAAACUUGACAGAAAUGAUCCUAGAAUGCCGAAAAUAUUGCGCAGUGGCCAAGGCCUUAGAGAACUCUUUAUUGGAAGAGCGAAUUACCUUGUAGGAUGGAUUCACGACUUGUAUGCAACCAUAUUGCCAACACAACGUAAAGCAAUUAAAGACAGAGAUUAUUUGAGGACGAUAACGGAUGCUUUCAUAGAUGAACGUCUUACAUCUUUCGAUCCAGAUCAUAUCCGGGAUUAUGUAGAUGUCUAUCUGUCUAAACGAAAUGAACUUCUUAAAAGUGGAAAACUGAACGAGUCUUCCUUUUCAAUGGAAAGACUGCGAGCGAUCAGUUUUAACCUUUACAUCGAAGGAAUGGAAUCAGUUAGCACUGCCAUCAUGGGCAUGUUGGUCGAAUUAAGCAAGCAUCUAAGUGUGCAAUGUGAAGCCCAAAAGGAAAUGGACAACGUUGUAGGACGAGAACGUCUUCCUUCAUGGUCAGAUCGUUUAAAUUUGCCAUAUUUAGACGCUACUAUACAGGAACUGUACAGAUUCGCUGCUCCGUUUCUUAUUACAACGCAGUAUUCAAAUUUCGAGGAAACAACUAUUGAAGGCUAUAGAAUUCCUCGUCGUAGUGUCAUUGUAUCGAAUCUAUGGUCGGUGAAUUUAGAUCCUGAGGUUUUUGAGGAACCAGAAAAGUUCAACCCACGAAGGUACCUGAAUUCAGAAGGCAGAAGAAUAAAAAUUUCUGGUCCAUACCCUUUCAGUUUAGGAAAGCGAUCAUGUGUUGGAGAGUCAUUUGCGCAAGUAGAAGUGUUUUUGAUCAUAGCUUCUCUUCUUCAGAAUUUCGAAUUACAUCCCGGAGAUAAUGAAGAAAGCUUGAAACUAGUAGAAAGAUAAUUUCAUUAUUGUGUAGGAAUUCUAAGCCAGAAAAAUAUGGAUAAUCUUUUGAAUAAGUUUAAAUUCAUUUUAUAAAAGCCUUAUUCAUGUUGAAUAAAAUUCCAUUCUUGAGUUCGUUGAGUCAGUUUGUGUUAUUCUGCCAAAAAUCGUCUUUAUCACCUCUUUCUAGAUAAAUUAUGCUGACUAUUGUAGGUGCAUUUCAGUGUGUGGCACUCAAUUCUUUCGAUAUUGAUUGUGAAAUAUCUACUUCCCCCUUCACAUGUAAAGACAAAUUACAUUAUCCUUCAAACGUAACGGAACAUUUAGGCCUCAGCUGGAAUUUAGAGGUUUUAAGCCUAGCAGCAAGAUUUUUAGGCCAUAACUGCAAAGACAAAGAAAAUAUAAACAUGAAAUUUUUGCGCAGGAAUUGAUACUGCAAUAUUUUAGAAGGCAUUUCAAAGAUUUUCUACUUUACCUUUCUAAAAAUUUAUCAAGUGUUGUUUUGCAAAAGUCAAAUCAGUGAUGAAAAGAGAGCAAAAGCAUUUUGUAAAAGUAUUUCAGGAAAGUUUCAUAUGUCUAUCCUUGGCUGAAUAAAACUUGAUACCUAAUUUUGAUACUGUCAAUCAAGCUACCAAAGGUCUCAGUUUGGAACAAGAACAAUACACGCUUUUAUUUCCAUUACAAUUCAUUCUGUAACCUUAGAAGUGGAUACAUCAAUACCUCGCUUUCUAGGUAGUUCCAUAGAUUUCAUUUCAGUCUAGGAUUUUCAAAGUUAUCGGUUGACUACAGCUGUCACAUGCGAACAAGCAUUUUAAAACAAAUGAAUCACUUAUGGCAGCAGUUGGUCUCACAGGUUGAUAAAGAACUUCCUCUUGACCCUUCACCACAUUCAGCGAUUCAGCAGUAAAUAUAUGGUGGUCUAUGUGGAGAUCCAAAGAAUUCCUAUUCUGUCUAGAUAUGAUGUAGGCUUUCAAAGGAAUCGCUACUCCUUUUUCUGCUGUAAAUGCGUGUUCUGAUCUCCAGAUCAAGACACGGCUUGAUUCCUAGAGUAAACUGGAUUUAUCAGCGAACAUCUUUAGCUCCAUCAUUAUCUCCUUCGUGUGACAUGUUUUAUUGCUCACGUAUUUGAGUUAUCUUGAGCAAAUGAGUCAAUGUAGCAUGGACUAUCUGGUAAACAUUCUUUCUUCGCAAAAUCAUCUUCUCAUAAAUGAAGGUUCAUAAUUCUCAUAUUUAAAAUGUUUUUUUAUUAUUAUUAUAUCUGUAAACUGAAUAGCAGUAAGCUGAGACCUAACUGCACUCCUUAUUCUUUGGAUGGAAAAGGCCAAAGAAAAAAAAAACGUGCACAGAAGGUGUUAUAACCAUGUGAUGAUUUGAUACUGCUCUUCUUGAAACUAUAGAUUCGUUAAAGAACUGAUUUUGGAUUCUAUUGCUGAUAUUGGGACUAAUAUUUAAUCGAUCUGACGUUUCAGCCGAUAACAGGUCUAUUUAGAUGCACUUACUUGCUCACCAUCUUAGUAAAUAAUGUACAUAAUCUUAUAGAUAUAGUUGCAUAUUUAUAUGAAAAGGGUUUGAUAAAUAUAUUUAUGCCAGAAAGUUGUUUAAUAAGUAUGUGUAGGUAAGAAGAAAGUUUAAUAAUCAUGUUUAUGUAAUAAAAUGUGUAAUAACUGUGUUAAAUGUACAAAUAAAUAUUUUUAUAUAAA